This is a messenger RNA of Salvelinus namaycush (lake trout), 2145 nucleotides long. RefSeq names its product oncoprotein induced transcript 3 (gene oit3). The record is from RefSeq and is a predicted model, not a curated record. Lineage: Eukaryota; Metazoa; Chordata; Actinopteri; Salmoniformes; Salmonidae. The coding region runs from base 207 to 1862 and encodes 551 amino acids. The transcript has 12 exons. Gene Ontology annotation, molecular function: calcium ion binding.
UUUUUCAAGAAACCUCACACACUCAGAGACACAUUGACGGACACUCAAGAGACCUACACACAGACCGACACACAGAGGCAGACAUACACGGACACAGACUGAGCUUGGAUUUCCUAUUGUCUCCAGGCACAGUCUCGUUUAACAGUCUGAUUCUAGGUGCUGAGAUUACCUGAAGAGUUGGUAACUGGGGGAAAGUGUUUGUCGUAAUGAUAGUGUUACUGUUGACCGUGCUACUACAGCACACACCCACUGCAGAAGCCAUCGCUCUGGACCCGUGUUCUGCCUACAUCUCUCUGAAUGAGCCUUGGCGUAAUACAGAGUACCAUGUAAACCACUCAUCUGGCAGUGUGCCCCUGUGUGACAGCCGUGUGUCAGGGGAGUGGUACCGCUUCACAGGGAUGGCUGGAGACGCCAUGCCUACUUUCUGCAUCGAAGAGAACCACUGUGGGACCCACGCACCCAUCUGGCUCAAUGGGAGCCACCCACAGCCCCAGGAUGGUAUCAUGACCCUUCCUGUGUGUGCCAGCUUCAAUAAUAACUGUUGCCAGUGGAAUGCCAGUGUUGAUGUGAAGGCCUGUACAGGAGGAUACUACGUCUACCGUCUGCCCAGACCUUCUGUCUGCUUCCAUGUCUACUGCGGACAUUUCUAUGACAUAUGUGAUGAGGUGGAGUGCAGUGGACCUCAGUGUCCAGAGUCGGACUGCCGCUGUGCUACUGGAACAACCCUGGGACCAGAUAGACAGACAUGUCUCGAUGUGAAUGAGUGUGAGCAGGGGAACGGAGGUUGUAAGGAGGUAUGUGUGAACACCAAGGGGUCCAGACAGUGUGAGUGUGGACCAGGCAGGGUACUGGAGGAGGAUGGACGCAACUGCAAAGAGAUAGCAGGGUGCUACAACAACAACGGAGGCUGUAGCCAUGGCUGCUCUGUACUACAGGACUCUUAUCACUGUCACUGUCCCCGAGGACUGGAGCUGGGGGACGACAAACGCACAUGCCAGGUCCCGGUGCAGUGUAGCAGCAGCUCCAUUAAGGUGUCGGUUCUAAGGGACCUGGUGGGGGGCCUGGAACUCUCCCUGUCCAACUCGUCAUGUCGCGGCGUCUCCAACGGAACACACAUCAAUCUCAGCUUCAGCCUCAAGACCUGUGGAACAGUAGUGGAGGUGACAGAUGACAAGAUAGUGGGUACCAAUUUAGUGACAGGUCUUCCUAAAUCCAGCCCAGGACCAUGGUCCGGAAGUAACCGGGAUAUGAUUGUCAGGACCUCCAAACUGCUGUUACCUGUCACCUGUGAAUUCCCACGACACUACGAGGUCUCCGACGGUUACCAGGCCAGUCUCCGUAGCUCCGCCCUAGAGCUAGCAGGCCACUCCCAGGGCCUGUUCCCCUUCUCUCUGGAGCUGUUUAAGAGUGCUGAAUUCUCUGAGCCCUACCGAGCUCCACCCCAACUACGCCUACACGACUCACUGUUCUUCGGGGUGGAACCCAGGGAGAAGGUGGAGGGUUUGUCAGCUCUGGUGGAGAGCUGCUUUGCUACCCCCAGCGCCAAGGCAGACCAGGCUCUCAAAUAUUACCUCAUCAAAGAUGGGUGUAUCUCAGAUGAAAUGGUGCGUCAGUACUCUGCUAAGGACCAGCUAUCCAAACACUUCCAGGUUCCUGUCUUCAAGUUUGUCGGCAAGGACAACAAGGAGGUGUUCCUGCACUGUCGUGUGUUGGUGUGUGGGGCAGGAGACUCCCGCUGUUCUCAGGGCUGUAGAGGGCGUCUGCGUCGGGAACUGUGGAGGACUGAGGAGGAACAGGAGGACAGGGACUGGGACCAGCAUCACGUGCUGAGUGGAGGACCCAUACGCAUCAUGCCAGACUGAGACAUUAGACCACCAUGGCACCCCCACACCACCUUCAGGCCAUUGCACCACUGCAAACAUAGAGAUGGAUACAAUAGAUAUAGAGAUGGAUACAAUAGAUAUAGAGAUACAAUAUAUAUUGUAGGAGCAUGACCAGCAUUGUCUCAUGAGUGGAGGACCCAUACACAUUCUGCCAGACUGAGACAUCAGACCACCACCACCACCAGGCCACCACCAGGCCACCACCAGACCACCACCAGACCACCACCACCACCACCAGACCACCACCAGACGACCACCAGGC